CUCGACCACCAUCUCGCGUGGUUUGCAUCAAGUCGUUCACUUGGCUGUGGCCGGCUGCUUGUCAUCUACAACUCGUCUAAGGAUCCUUGCUUACCGGCGCGUUGGUAUGGCGAGUCUCGACAAGCUAGCCAUCCGUGGCAUCCGGUCCUUCGACGACAAGCAAAUCUCGGUUAUUGAGUUCUUCACGCCUGUCACUGUUAUCGUAGGCCACAACGGUAGCGGUAAGACCACCAUAAUUGAGUGUCUCAAGUAUGCGACCACUGGCGACCAGCCCCCCAAUACGCGCGGUGGUGCGUUCGUUCACGACCCGAAGAUGGCGAAUGAGAAGGAGGUGAAGGCGCAGGUCAAGCUGAGGUUCUGGUCUGCAAAUAGGACUAGGAUGCUUGCCGUGCGAAAUCUAUCUGUGACCAUGAAGAAGACUGGUGCUCUGACGAUGAAGACAUUGGAGAGCAUCUUGGCCGUGGCGGAUGAGAAGAAGGGGAGCAGAGGAGCUAUUUCAACCAAGUGUGCGGAGAUGGAUGCAGAGAUCCCCAACUUGCUUGGUGUGUCGAAAGCAGUGCUCGAGAAUGUCAUCUUCUGCCACCAAGAAGACUCCUACUGGCCCCUUGCCGAACCUUCCGUUUUGAAGAAAAAGUUUGAUGAUAUCUUCGAGGCACUAAGUACACAAAAGCCCUCGACAACAUCAAAGCGCUGCGGAAGGAUCGUGUGGCCGAUCUGAAGGCGGAGAAGGAGCGAUGGAGUCGCUGCAGAAAGAAAAGACCCACGCGGAUAAGCUGAAGACGCGUAUUUCCGACAUGUCGAGCACUAUCUCGUCCAAGCAACUAGAGUACGAAGAGACGAAGAACCGGUACAACGACCUCGUCAAGGCGAACGCACGCUUCUACGAGUCUGCGACGAAGUUCCGCGAGACAU
Fomitopsis serialis is the source of this 912-nucleotide messenger RNA. RefSeq names its product AAA domain-containing protein. The record is from RefSeq and is a predicted model, not a curated record. NCBI's taxonomy places the organism in Eukaryota, Fungi, Basidiomycota, Agaricomycetes, Polyporales, Fomitopsidaceae. Gene Ontology annotation, biological process: double-strand break repair; telomere maintenance via telomerase; telomere maintenance via recombination. Gene Ontology annotation, molecular function: G-quadruplex DNA binding; ATP hydrolysis activity; single-stranded telomeric DNA binding. Bases 107 to 718 code for a protein of 203 amino acids. Gene Ontology annotation, cellular component: Mre11 complex; condensed nuclear chromosome. The transcript is spliced from 3 exons.